Molecule: messenger RNA, 603 nt
Organism: Lasiodiplodia theobromae
Lineage: Eukaryota; Fungi; Ascomycota; Dothideomycetes; Botryosphaeriales; Botryosphaeriaceae
Product: Carbohydrate-binding module family 1 protein
Exons: 3
Coding region: 1-603 (200 amino acids)
Source: RefSeq, a predicted model, not a curated record
AUGCACAGGAUACGCUUGCGUGAAAUUAAGUGCCAACCCGGAACCGCCUCCACCAUCCUAACGACCGCCACGUCCGGCGCCACACCCAGCGCCACCACCGCCCCGACCAACGGCAGCACCGCCGCCGGGCCCGGAACAACGCUGCAAGACGGCUACCUCUGGAUCCGGGCGGUCGAGGAGCCCAACUUCCACAAGUACCUGCAGUCGGCGCCGCUGUACUCGACCGGCACCGCGACCAUCGACCUCUACACGCAGGCGGGCCAGUUCACCAUCGACGCCGACGGCCAGUUGGCGCAGCUGGUCUCGGCGCCGGGCGAGGCCGAGAAGCUGCUGUACGCCCACGUCGCUGGCGCCGCCACGCGCGACGGCAGGACGCUGGCUGUUACUUUCGCUGAGACGAAGGGCACGUACGGCACCUUUGCGUGGCAGGGCGACGCGCUGACGUGGUCCGCGGCCAAUGUGACGAGGCCGAAUUUGAGCGCUUGGUACGUGUGCGAGGAUCAGGCGCUGUUUGUGAACCUUGGGAACUAUUUGUACCAGACGCCUGACGGUUGUGCGGAUGAGACGAUUCACUACUACAACGACAAGACCGCGAAUGAUUGA